This is a messenger RNA of Ipomoea triloba (trilobed morning glory), 874 nucleotides long. RefSeq names its product ubiquitin-conjugating enzyme E2 10. Gene Ontology annotation, molecular function: ubiquitin conjugating enzyme activity. The transcript has 5 exons. Gene Ontology annotation, biological process: protein polyubiquitination. Lineage: Eukaryota; Viridiplantae; Streptophyta; Magnoliopsida; Solanales; Convolvulaceae. The record is from RefSeq and is a predicted model, not a curated record. Gene Ontology annotation, cellular component: nucleus. Bases 160 to 606 code for a protein of 148 amino acids.
CCCACCGAGAAUCGUUUUCCUUGUGUUCUCUGCUGUGAUUGCGUGCGUUUUCUUUUCUUUUCAUCAACAAAAAUAAAAUAAAAUCUCCCCUGCAUUUCAAAGCGUUACAUCGCCGGCCGGGGAGGAUCCGAAUCCGAUUUCAUCUCAGGGCUUGUGGGCAUGGCUUCAAAACGGAUCUUGAAGGAGCUUAAGGAUCUUCAGAAGGAUCCUCCUACUUCUUGCAGCGCCGGGCCUGUUGCUGAGGACAUGUUUCACUGGCAAGCCACAAUCAUGGGCCCUCCAGACAGCCCUUAUGCUGGUGGAGUUUUCCUUGUUACUAUCCAUUUUCCACCAGAUUACCCAUUUAAGCCACCCAAGGUGGCUUUCAGGACAAAAGUUUUCCAUCCAAACAUAAAUAGCAACGGAAGCAUAUGCCUUGACAUUUUGAAGGAACAGUGGAGCCCUGCGCUGACGAUUUCAAAGGUGUUGCUGUCAAUCUGUUCCCUGUUAACGGACCCAAAUCCCGACGAUCCAUUGGUGCCAGAGAUUGCACACAUGUACAAGACGGAUAGGAACAAAUACGAGAGCACUGCAAGGAGCUGGACACAGAAGUAUGCCAUGGGCUAAGCUUGCUUUGGUAUGUUCAAGGGAAUGCUACCCUAUGCUUUCUGUAGCUUGAUUCUUGCGUUUUGUGUUUGAUUAGUCAGUCUGUUCUUUUGUGUUCCGAGAGGGCAGGGGGGGAGUUUGUGGUGGGAGAGAGGAAAUAUACCGAUGCUGCUCUUAAUUGUUUGUAUCUGUGAUGUGAUUUGUGAAAGAAACCAUUGCCUUCUCCCCCAUAUGUUUGCGCUAACUUUACUUAUAUUACAUAUAUAUUGUCGGUUUCAGUUACAACUUA